GAGCUAGCUGCCAGCUGUGAGGGGAGCUGCGAGAAGGGCCAGCUAAAGUACAAAAAGGAACAAAGAAGCAACACCUAACAACUCAAACUCUUACACAGGUUGAACCCAUCAAGUCUACCUUUUGCAAAGGACUCUUCGUCAUCUGAAAAGCUGCAUCAUGUUGCGCCUAACAAUGACUCAAUGCCUUAUAAGCACCAUGCUCUACACGUGGCUGCUGUGCAAUGCCCAAGGCGAGUCCGGCAUUCCGGCAAUCCAGCUACGUCUGGUUGGAGAAAAGCGAAAGAAACAUGAGGGCCGAGUGGAAGUUCUCUACAAAGGCGAGUGGGGGACAGUCUGCGAUGAUGACUUUUCCAUCUACGCCGCCCAGGUGGUUUGCAGGGAGCUCGGCUUUGUGGAUGCUGUGUCAUGGUCGCCCUCGGCCAAGUACGGCAGGGGACAUGGCCGCAUCUGGCUAGACAAUGUGGAUUGUAACGGGAGAGAGAAGAGCCUCGCCGAGUGUCGGUCCAACGGCUUCGGAGUGACCGAUUGCAAACAUUCAGAAGACGUUGGAGUGGUGUGCUCCCAACAACGCAUUCCAGGCUUCAAGUUUAUGCGGACUCCGGCCAACGGCGAGGAGGGUUUGCCAGUUAAUGUGGAGGAUGUUCGGAUAAGGGCCACAUAUUCUCACAGAAAAAGAGUACCCAUCACCGAGGGAUUUUUGGAAGUGAAAGACAAUGGCAAGUGGAGACAGAUUUGCAACACAGCCUGGACGGAAAUGAACAGUAGAGUCAUCUGUGGCAUGUACGGCUUUCCUGCGGACAAGCGCUUCAACAACAAGCCCUACAAAUUGCUAGCAAAGCGACGCAAGAAGAACUACUGGGGUUUCUCCGUGAAUUGCACUGGCAAUGAGGCCGACUUGUCUGAUUGCAAACUGGGUGGGGAGAUCGAGUUGCAGGGUAAUGACACGUGUGAGCAAGGCAUGCCCGUUGUGGUCAGCUGUGUUCCUGGACGUACCUUCGCUCCCAGCCUCAGCACAGGCUUCAGCAAGGCAUACAGAAUGGAGCAACCCCUCGUGCGAUUAAGAGGUGGAGCCAUGACAGGAGAGGGCCGUGUGGAAGUGUUGAGAAACGGCGAGUGGGGCACAGUGUGUGACGACAACUGGAACAUUCAAGCUGCCACCGUGGUUUGUCGAGAACUGGGCUUCGGCAGCGCCAAAGAGGCCUUGACCAGUGCCAGUAUGGGACAAGGCAUCGGGCCAGUGCACAUGAACGAAGUGGAAUGUUCUGGUUUUGAGAAAUCUCUGACGGAGUGUCACUUCAACCGGGAUUCACUAGGCUGCAGCCACGAGGAAGACGUUGCUGUCAAGUGUAACGUUCCUGCUAUGGGCUUUAAGAACCGACUUCGGUUGUCCGGCGGACGUAAUCCCCAUGAGGGUCGCGUGGAGGUUCUUACUGAGAAGAACGGCUCUCUGGUUUGGGGAGCAGUGUGCAGUGACAGCUGGGGCACGAUGGAGGCCAUGGUGGUGUGCAGACAGCUGGGAUUGGGAUUUGCCAGUCACGCUUUCCAGGAGCGUCAGGGUUGCCACAACAUCUUGAAGUUCAGGAGGGCCUCUACCUCCAGUGAAACGUGGUACUGGCAAAGCGAUGCAACAGCUGAUACUAUUGUGAUGAGUGGAGUUAGAUGUUCAGGAACUGAGCUGACUCUGGAUCAGUGCCUACAUCAUGGGAAACACAUUCAAUGCCCUAAAGGGGGUGGACGUUUUGCUGCUGGAGUUGCCUGCACUCUGACGGCCCCUGACCUGGUCCUUAACGCCCAAGCAGUGGAGCAGACUGCAUACCUAGAAGACAGACCUAUGUACGCCUUGCAGUGUGCCCAGGAGGAGAAGUGUCUGUCCAGCAGUGCCGACAACGCUGACCCAAAUUCUUACCGCCGACUGCUGCGCUUCUCCUCCCAGAUACAUAACAAUGGCCAGUCAGACUUUAGGCCAAAGGCUGGGCAUCAAUCCUGGACCUGGCAUGAAUGCCACAGGCAUUUCCACAGUAUGGAGGUGUUCACCCACUAUGACUUGAUGAAUUUGAAUGGAACCAAAGUGGCAGAGGGUCACAAAGCCAGCUUCUGUCUGGAGGACACUCGUUGCGAAGAAGGCAUUGAGAAGAAAUAUGAAUGUGCCAACUUUGGCGCUCAGGGCAUCACAGUGGGCUGUUCAGAUACCUACAGACAUGACAUUGACUGCCAGUGGAUCGACAUCACAGAUGUUCCUCCUGGCGACUACAUCCUCCAGGUUGUGAUAAACCCAAACUAUGAGGUUGCAGAAUCCGACUACACCAACAACAUAAUGAAGUGCCGCAGCCGCUUUGAUGGAAAUCGUGUCUGGAUGUACAACUGUCAAAUAGGUGGCUCGCGCAGCUCAGAAACAGACGACUCAUUUCCUGGAUUGCUGACCAAUCAACUUUCGCACAGGUAGACAGACUUAUGGAAGGAUGCAAAUGAAGCACAGAGGAGUGUCUCACAACCACUAAAGGAGAAGAGGGAUGCUAUAGCUAAGAACGUGGGACUUAGAGUACAAGUGCAAAUGGAUAAAUGGCACAUUUAAUGACAUUUGAGUGUGCAUAAUGUAGUAUUAAAUUCUUAAAUUCACAGAAAGUCUCUUUUACAGCAUGCGUUGUAUAGACGUAAAUGUCUACAAAAUCUUAUUUUAUUGUUGAUAAGCUGACAAAGAGGUAAAAAGCAGACAUAUUUUUUUCAAAGUGACUGUGAGGAAAAUGAUCCCGUAAAUUAUUCAAUCUAUACACCACAUGCAGUAGAGCUCUUAUUUUGUGGUGCUUUUGUAAAAAUGUAUAUUUUAAAAAUGGUGCUUUUUGAUGAACAUUUCAGGGAAAAAUUGUUGCCAAAUAUGUUUGUGAAUGUUGUGCUAACAGUUACCUUUGAGUGGUCAGUACAAGAAACCUUCACCUGUUUAGUACAAGAAAAAAACAUUUUGUUGCAACAUUAUGUUUAGAUGUUCCCUAAUGUCAGUAGAAGCCAAAUGAACAUCAUACUGCUCCUACUGUUUCCAACAUUUGAGGGGUUUUAAUUAACAUUCUACAUGAACAGCUUUCAGAUAAUCGAACACAAUUCCAUUAUUUUGUUAUAGGAAUUUCAUGAAACGCAAUUUACUCAAAUCAAAGUAUUUGUGUCUUCUACCAAGGACUCUGAAUCUCAAAUACUUGACUUUCAAAAUGUUUUAUUUAUUGACUGUUUGUUUUCAGUUUACAAAUGCUGUCCAUCAUCUGUGUAUAAUCCCCUCAUCUUCCAUUAAAUUAUUGCUGUCAGGAACUGUGGCAAAGCC
Molecule: messenger RNA, 3307 nt
Organism: Corythoichthys intestinalis (scribbled pipefish)
Lineage: Eukaryota; Metazoa; Chordata; Actinopteri; Syngnathiformes; Syngnathidae
Gene: loxl2a
Product: lysyl oxidase-like 2a
Exons: 15
Coding region: 158-2443 (761 amino acids)
Biological process (GO): collagen fibril organization; peptidyl-lysine oxidation; sprouting angiogenesis
Cellular component (GO): membrane
Molecular function (GO): copper ion binding; protein-lysine 6-oxidase activity
Source: RefSeq, a predicted model, not a curated record